AUGCAUUACCACCUUCUCCUACCCCUUUUCGGAAUUUUGGUAAGGGCCGCGGAAUUCAAACUUAACAAUACUUAUGAAUACAUCGUCAUUGGAUCUGGUCCAGGUGGAGGACCACUUGCAGCGAACCUUGCCAAGGCCGGCCAUUCCGUUCUGCUCAUCGAAGCUGGAGACGAUCAAUGGAAUAACUCCAAUUCGGCAACAGUCUGGAACAACACACUUGCUAUAAAUGAUCCUCUAACUCGUUGGGACUUCUUCGUUAGUCGAGACGAGCCCCAAUUUGACGAAAGAUUUGAGUUUACCACCUGGAGACAGGCAAAUGGGGAAUAUUAUGUUGGACUGGAUCCGCCAGCCGGUGCCGAACGCCUUGGGGUCUACUACCCAAGAGCAGGAACUCUUGGAGGUUGCACGAUGCACAACGCUGCGUCAAUUUCUCUUCCAGCCGACGUCGACUGGCAAGACAUUGUCAAUAUCACCGGGGACGACUCGUGGAGUACAGCGAACAUGCGCCAAUAUCUUGUGAGGCUGGAAAGAUGUCACUAUCUCGUCAAUGGGAGCACUCCUACCCAUGGGUUUACUGGCUACAUCGAUACAUCGCUGGGUGAUGUAUCUUGGGCCUACAACACAACACCUGCAGCAGAACUGGCCCUUAGACACCAGAACGCAGUCGCGGGUGAAGGUGUCUGGAAUUUGACGCAUCUUGUAACCAGAGAUAUCAAUGGGGACUCCCCAGACAGGGAUGAUACUGUCGGAGUUUUCGGGCCUUUCACCCAUUCAGACCAUGGAGUUCGGUCCAGCCCGAACAAUUACAUCCGCCAAACACUGGCUGACGCAAGGCGCUUCCCACUAUAUAUCCAGCUAAACACUCUGGCGACUAGAAUAUUGUUUUCCAAAGCUGAGGGGAAGGGAGCAAAGGUCUCGAGACCUAAAGCCAUCGGAGUUGAGUUUCUCGAAGGCAAAAGCAUGUAUUCUGCUGAUCCAAGGUACGACCCUAAUAUACAAGGCGUUGCUGGCAAAGCAUUUGCCUCCAGGGAAGUGAUCGUCUCUGGUGGCGUAUACAACACUCCGCAGCUUCUCAAAUUGAGUGGCAUUGGGCCCGAAGACGAGCUCAAUAAAUUCGACAUUCCUAUCGUUAAGGAUCUUCCCGGUGUGGGGAUAAACAUGCACGACAACUACGAGACAACUAUCUACGGAACCUUCGCCAACACUGUGUACGGCUUCUAUGAUAUCUUCGCGAAAACCUCGAAAGCGCUAAGGACCAGAGAUAUACACUUCUACUGCGGCGCGAUGCAAUUUAUUGGAUUCUGGCCUGGUAUGCCUGGGUGGAACCCUAACGAGUUCACAUGUGGUUUCAUGCAACUUCACCCAAGGAACAUUAAUGGUUCGGUAACUCUGAAGUCCGCCAAUCCUCGGGAUAUGCCAAAUAUCCACUUAGGCUUCUUCUCGCAAGGAGACGACGAUGAUCUCGCAUCGAUGGUAGAAGCCAUCAACACUGUUCGCCCUGCGCUUCAAGAACUUUCCAACAACACUUUCACCGAGUUGCGACCAUGUGCCGCUGGCACUCUUUGCUCCGACGACGCUCAGGCUAGAUUCCACCGCACAAACGUCUAUUCACACCACGUCACUGGUACCUGUGCGAUUGGCUCAGAUGAUGACCCGCUAGCAGUUCUAGACUCCAAGUUCCGUGUUCGUGGAGUCGAUAGCCUUCGUGUUGUUGAUGGUUCUAUUUUCCCAGUACAGCCGGGAGAGUUACCUAGUCUGCCGACAUUUAUGAUUGGGGAAAAGGCUUUGGAUGAUAUAGUAGCUGAUUUAUAA
Alternaria arborescens is the source of this 1812-nucleotide messenger RNA. RefSeq lists its product as hypothetical. The record is from RefSeq and is a predicted model, not a curated record. Lineage: Eukaryota; Fungi; Ascomycota; Dothideomycetes; Pleosporales; Pleosporaceae. Bases 1 to 1812 code for a protein of 603 amino acids. The transcript has a single exon. Gene Ontology annotation, molecular function: flavin adenine dinucleotide binding; oxidoreductase activity, acting on CH-OH group of donors.